AUCAUGGCGUCUCUCUUCCAAAAGUCUUUUCUAUAUUGGGUCUCCGCCUCUCCUCCGGAGACUAAAUAAUUAAACAAAGACUUGAGAGAUAAAGGUGAACUGCGACGAAGCUUCAUGAGUGGGUCCCACGUCUCCCGUCUACUUCUUUACUUCACUCCGCCGUGGGGAACUUUUCUUCUUCAGUUCUUCUUUCACCACACACCAACUAUCCCCUCUCUCUCUCUUUCUCUCAUCAUGGCCGAACUUAUCGGUGGAGAAGUUGUGACGGAGCUCGUAAAACAGCUCUUCGCCGUAUCCAAAAAAGCCUUGAGAUGCAGAGGCGUCGCGGAGAAUCUCGCCACCAUGAUCGCAGGCGUUCAACCGACCAUCAAGGAGAUCGUCUACAGCGGAGUAGAAGUGAGCGCCCAUCGCCAGGUUCAGCUCCGCAUGUUCUCUGAAACCUUAGACAAGUGCAAGAAGCUCACCGACAAGGUUCUCAAAUGCAACCGCUGGAACAUGGUUCGUCAGCUUUACCACGCCAAGAAAAUGGAAGACUUGGAGAAGAAGAUCUCGCGGUUUAUCCAGGGCUUGCCUCUCCAUGUUCUCUGUGACGUUCAUCACCUUCGCGCUGAUUCUGAGGUUCGCUUCGACCGGAUCGACAGGGGUUUCGAUAGCUUGAGUGAGAAGAUGGGGUCUAUGAAGAUCAGGGGAGGUGGUUUGGUGCAGGAGGAGAUGAAGGCUGGUGAAGCUGCGAUGGAGAUGUUGACAGAAGGUGAUUUGGGGAACUUGGGGGUGGGGUUGGAGUUGGGAAAGAGGAAGGUGAAGGAGAUGAUGUUUGGUUUGAAAGAUGAAGGAGGACUUGUCGGGAUCUCGGGGAUGAGCGGUUCAGGGAAGACCACUCUUGCUAAAGAGCUUGCAAGGGACGAAGAGGUCCUAGGCCACUUCGGGAGACGAGUUUUGUUUCUGACUGUCUCACAGUCCCCCAAUAUUGAGGAACUGAAAGCCAUUAUAUGGGGAUUUCUUACUGGUAAUGAAGAUGGCUUUGGUGCCACUCUUCCUGAACCAGUCGGUCAGACACAGAGGCUGGUGAUCCUUGAUGAUGUUUGGACAAGGGAAGCACUGGACAAGCUGAUGUUUAAGAUUCCUGGAACCACAACUCUUGUGGUCUCACGGUCUAAGCUAGCAGAUCCUAGAACAACCUAUGAAGUAGAGUUACUAAAUGAAAAUGAAGCAACGUCUCUGUUCUGUCUCUCUGCGUUCAACGAGAAAUCAGUACCUUUUGGAUACAGCAAAGAGCUGGUCAAGCAGGUUGUUGCGGAGUGUAAAGGUCUACCUUUGUCUCUGAAAGUCGUUGGUGCUUCUUUAAAAGGCCGACCUGAAAAAUAUUGGGAAGGUGUAGUGAAAAGGCUAUCAAAAGGUGAACCCGCUGAUGAAACUCAUGAGAGUAGAGUGUUUGCUCAAAUAGAAGCAACUCUAGAGACUCUAGACCCAAAAACCAGAGAGUGUUUCAUGGAUAUGGGUGCUUUCCCUGAAGACAAGAAGAUCCCUCUUGAUGUUAUCAUCAACAUGUGGGUUGAGAUGUAUGAUCUUGAGGAUGCAACUGCCUUUGCUGUUCUUGUUGAUCUAUCAAACAGGAAUCUCCUUACUCUUGUCAAAGAUCCAAGGUUUGGCGCUAUGUACACUAGCUACUAUGAUAUUUUUGUGACGCAACACGAUGUUCUAAGGGACCUGGCACUUCAUCUUAGCAACCGUGGGAGAGUUAACAAAAGAGAGAGGCUAUUGAUGCCAAGGAGAGAGUCAGUGCUUCCAAAAGAAUGGGAGAGGAGAAAUGAUGAGGCAUACAAUGCACGUAUAGUUUCCAUCCACACAGAGGAGAUGACUGAGAUGGAGUGGUUUGACAUGGAACUCCCUAAGGCAGAAGUUCUGAUACUAAACUUCUCUGCAGAGAGCUAUGUACUGCCACCUUUCAUUGCUAAGAUGGGAAGGCUUAGAGCGCUGGUGAUUAUCAACAACGGUAUGUCUCCUGCGCAUCUUCAUGACUUCUCCACAUUUACCAAUCUGGCCAAACUCAAGAGUCUCUGGCUUGAGAGGGUUCAUGUCCCUGAACUCUCUACAAGUACCGUUCCUUUAAAAAGCCUCCGCAAGAUGUCUCUGAUCCUUUGCAAGAUCAAUAACAGUUUUGAUCAAACAUCAGUAGACAUGUCCCAGAUCUUCCCAAACUUGUCUGAUCUCACAAUAGAUCACUGUGAUGAUCUCGUGGAACUACCAACGACCGUCUGUGGAAUCACCUCUCUCAACUCCAUCAGCAUAACAAACUGUCCCCGCAUCAGCGAGUUACCUAAGAAUCUGAGCAAGCUAAAGGCACUUCAGCUUCUGAGGCUAUACGCUUGUCUGGAGCUGAAAGCUCUCCCUGUGGAGAUCUGUGAGCUGCCGAGACUAAAGUACCUAGACAUCUCUCAGUGUGUCAACCUGAGUUUUCUUCCGGAAGAGAUAGGAAAGGUGAGGACGCUUGAGAAAAUCGACAUGAGAGAAUGCAGCUUAACGAGCAUACCUAGCUCUGCGGCUUCAUUGACUUCUCUACGCCAUGUGAUAUGCGAUGUAGAGACUUUGUGGAUGUGGGAACAUGUCGAGAAGGUGGUUCCGGGACUUCGUGUUGAAGGCGCUGAAAAAUGCUUCAGCCUUGAUUGGCUCAACGAGUAGGAUCAAGUUGUGUGUAUGUUCCAUUAACGCAGGCUCAACGAGUAGGUUCGUAAUCUCCCCCUCAUUGGCUUUAGGAGCAUGUUACGUAAGCAACUUAUUGCUAAUCUGUAGCAAACUAGCUAUAGCUUUUCUGUAUUUUCAUUUAAAGCACUCAAGACUCGAGAGUCGGCAAGUGUUUCCUUGCAACUUCUUACUCAAUAAUCUUCACUAUUAAUCAUCCACUUAUAAAUUUAGCUGGCUUA
This is a messenger RNA of Brassica oleracea var. oleracea, 2921 nucleotides long. RefSeq names its product probable disease resistance protein At5g04720. Bases 115 to 2679 code for a protein of 854 amino acids. Lineage: Eukaryota; Viridiplantae; Streptophyta; Magnoliopsida; Brassicales; Brassicaceae. The transcript is spliced from 5 exons. Gene Ontology annotation, biological process: defense response to fungus. The record is from RefSeq and is a predicted model, not a curated record. Gene Ontology annotation, molecular function: ATP hydrolysis activity; ADP binding.